UUGAGGAAAAUUAGUCGACAAUUUCUCGAAUUGAAUGAAAAAGUUCGAUUUCAAUCGAAAUGUGUUUUAACAUUAGUCGACAAUUAAUCGUUGAAUGAAACAGUUCGAUCUGAAAUCGAAAUGUUUUAACUUUAAUCGCAGAAAUUUUAAACAAUUUUAAAUUAAAUCUUAUGACAAUCGCUUUGUACUUUGUUGUUGAUCGGUGGGCUAUUUAGUGUAAAUUUAAAAUGGAACGGUUUGCAAUAUUAGUAACAAUGCUGGUUUGCUCGUGGCCUGCACUGAACGGUGAUGUUAACAUGACCGAAUAUUACAAAAUGCCACCAAUCUUCGAAUUGGAAGAUUACGACCUGUGCAUGGAAGAAUUCCCCAAUCAUAAAAACAUUUACUGCUACACCCGUACGCAGAUCAAACCAAACGAAAAAUCGGAAUUGUGGCUGUACAUGCAGUCAUUCUCAUCGAAUGUAAAGAGACAUUUUCGUCAUGAUCGUUUAAAUCGAGGUAUUUGUAUGAAUUGGUGCAUACCGAAGGUGAAGAGCUUCGCUAGAAGUACACAGAGAGAAUAUUAUGUCGAACGUUUUGAUAAUAACAGUGAGAUUACGUACGAUCCUAAUUCGAUACAGAACGCUUUGUCCUCGAAGGUAAAAUAUGACAAAGAGAUUAACAUUUGCGUUAACUACAAAUUGAAGAAGCAAUACGGUCUAAUGGCUUACUCUGAAGUCGAAUAUUGUCUGACCAAUGCGGAUUAUCGAUUGCCAGAUGCUCUUGACAUCGUCCUAGCAAUUGUAUUUUUCGCUUUAAUACUGAUCGUCGCAACAUCGACUUACUUCGAUUUUAGACUGAAAUUGCAGAAUUUCGGAUGCAAUCGAAAUUCGGAACAUUACAAAAAUCCAGUGCAUGGGCCAUAUGCAUCAGUAGUAGUCUCAUUUUCCAUUCCACGAAAUUGGUAUCGGCUCACGGCAAAAGUCCAUAGCCAAACAUCAGACGAUCUUCGGCCCGUACAAGCUCUUCGAUUUCUAACAAUGUUUGGUGUAGUGAUCGGACACUGUGUACUAUUUAUGAAUGUUAUGCCACUGUACAAUCCCGAAUACAUGGAAAAGAAUUUUUAUCGCGUCGUGACGAUGUUUUUAGUCAAUGGUACGACCAUCAUUCAGACCUUUUUCGUGAUCAGUGGCUAUUUGUUGUCCAUUCAAUUUGUUAAAUUGCAAGAAACGUCGUCGUUUAGUUUUAAGUAUUUUUGGACAUCAAUUUUGUACAGAUACUUAAGAUUGACACCGGUGUACCUCUUCAUCAUCUUAUUUCAUAGUACAUGGUUGGUGUGGCUACAAAACGGUCCGUUGUGGCCACACAUAACGGAAACGGAAAGAACUUAUUGCCGGAAUAAUUGGUGGGCAAACUUACUGUACAUCAACAAUAUUUUCACGUUAUCCGAACCGUGUCUUCAGCAUGGUUGGUAUUUGGCUGCUGAUUUUCAAAUGUUUGUGGUCGGUGUCGUAAUGCAGCUACUAUUUUGGAAAUAUCCUCGAUGCAAAAAAUUUGUUCUAAGUGCAGCCAUUCUGAUAUCAGCCGUCAUACCUGGCGUAAUAACGUAUGUGAACCGAUAUGAUGGAGCGUUUAUGAUACGUCCAGAAGCUGAUCGAUAUUCUCACUACUAUGACGACAUGUACCGCAAUGUGUACGUACCAUCUUACAUGAAUUUUGGUAGCUUUGUUUGUGGAAUGAUAGGAGGAAUGGUAUACAACAAGUUCAAAGACGACUAUAAAAAAUUUAGCCGGAAAACAACUCUUGUGAUUUUAUGGUAUUCCAUGAUACCAUUUGCUAUAUUGCUACUACUGUCUGCGUUCAUAUUUUAUGAAAAUAAUUUCGUAAAGCCGGCAAUUUGGAUUGCACUUUAUGCAGCCGUAAUACGUAACCUGUGGGGUUUUCUACUAGCAUCGUUCAUAACGGGAGUGGCGUUCGGAUUAGGAUGGAUUAUCAAGGACACAAUGUCUCAUCCAAUAUUCCGAUUUCUCGGCCGAUUAACAUUUUGUGCUUACUUAAUCCAUCCGGCAAUUAUUCGACUGUGCAUCGGUAAUAUAAGACAACCAACAUAUGCGAGUGAUAUGACGAUAGCCGUUCAGGUGUUUUCGGUGUUCGUAUUGUCUUAUGGAGCUGCUCUACUUCUCUGCUUGGGAAUAGAGCUUCCCUCAUCAGCUCUGCAAAGACAUUUUGCUGGAGGGCAGAAGAAUAAUGAUAACGGUGAGACGUCCACAUCGACAGAAGACUACCAGAUACAUCCGAAUAUUGAGUUGAAAUAAAUUUAUCAAAACAUGGCAAUGGAAAAUAGUUAUAUCUCUCUAGAGCAAUAAAAAUAGAUUAGGACUUAG
Molecule: messenger RNA, 2363 nt
Organism: Bradysia coprophila
Lineage: Eukaryota; Metazoa; Arthropoda; Insecta; Diptera; Sciaridae
Product: nose resistant to fluoxetine protein 6-like
Molecular function (GO): acyltransferase activity, transferring groups other than amino-acyl groups
Source: RefSeq, a predicted model, not a curated record